Messenger RNA from Acanthocheilonema viteae, 927 nucleotides. NCBI's taxonomy places the organism in Eukaryota, Metazoa, Nematoda, Chromadorea, Rhabditida, Onchocercidae. The record is from the annotation of a GenBank genome assembly.
AUGAGCUAUGCGCUAUUUGUGGCGAUAAAUCAACUAGAACACAUUACGGAGUGCUUUCAUGUAAUGGAUGCAGGGGCUUUUUCCGGCGAACGAUUCUCAAAAAUCAAAAAUUCACAUGUCGUUUCAACGAAGCAUGCACAAUCGACAAAAAUUUUCGAUGCGCUUGUCGAUAUUGUCGUUCCAAAAUUUGAACAUGACUCAAUUGGUCCUAUUAAGCGUCGUCGUGAACCAUUGCUGUUACGAACUGGCGAAAAUAGUGAAACGGGAAACGACUUUUCUGAAACACAAUGCUGUAACAGUCGAUUGAUAAGCUAUUUGUUCCAGGUUGAUUGGGCAAAAGGUUUGGAACCGUUCUUCGACUUAAUUAUGGAUAACAAAGUUAUUUUGCUUAAAGAUUAUGCGCCACAGCAUUUGAUUCUGGUACCAGCAUUUUGUUCACCGGAUACAACUCGUACUUACCUUUCCAAUAACACAGGCAGGAAUCACGAGGAGGGCAUCGAAUUUGACGGUUUAUCGGCAUUCAAAACAAGCAACAUUAUGCCACGUGUGAUGGAUGAAAUAGUGUGGCCAAUGAGACAUUUGCAAAUGAGAGAAGAAUUUGUUUGCCUGAAAGCUUUGGCUUUUCUUCAUCCUGAAGCGAAAGGACUUUCUCCACCAACUCAAACGGCAUUACGUGAUGCUCGUAAUCGAAUACUUAAAGCUCUAUAUUGCUACAUUUUGGCGCAGAUGCCUGAGGAGGCACCGAUACGUUACGGCAAUAUUUUGUUGCUUGUAUCAACCCUUAAAGCUUUGGCACAAUUUAUUCUAGAUAGUUCUACUGAUGAGGCGCGAGCAAGACCUUUAUUACGCCAACGCCUUACUUCGGUUCCACCAGCCAAUAUAUUCACAGAUAUCGAUGCACAGCAGCAUCUGAUGACUGUUUUGUAG